Messenger RNA from Schistocerca piceifrons (Central American locust), 1080 nucleotides. Its product is annotated as molybdenum cofactor biosynthesis protein 1-like. The transcript is spliced from 8 exons. Gene Ontology annotation, molecular function: GTP 3',8'-cyclase activity; 4 iron, 4 sulfur cluster binding; cyclic pyranopterin monophosphate synthase activity. Bases 1 to 1080 code for a protein of 359 amino acids. Lineage: Eukaryota; Metazoa; Arthropoda; Insecta; Orthoptera; Acrididae. The record is from RefSeq and is a predicted model, not a curated record. Gene Ontology annotation, biological process: Mo-molybdopterin cofactor biosynthetic process.
AUGGAAUCAGUUGACAGUAGCUGGAAAAUAAAAGAUCUCGAAAGUGUCUUAAUGACAACCGAUGGCCUCAUGUUGACAAGACAGCUGGUUGCCUUGCAGAGGGCAGGGCUUGACGGUCUGAACAUCAGCUUAGACACCCUGCAGUCCCAACGCUACAACCAGAUCACGAGGAGGAAAGGCUGGGAGCGUGUCAUGGCUGGCAUAGAUCUAGCCUUGCAACUUGAAUACGACCCUGUGAAGAUAAAUUGUGUUGUAAUGCGAGGUUUUAAUGAAGAUGAAGUGUGCAGUUUUGUGGAGUUAACAAAAGAGAAAAAUGUUGAUGUAAGAUUUAUUGAGUACAUGCCUUUCAGCGGCAACAAAUGGAAUGAUGGGAAGAUGGUCUCAUUUAAUGAAAUGCUCCAAAUAAUUAGAAAGCAGUGGCCUAAUUUUGAACCUCUUCCCAAUGGGCCCAAUGAUACCUCAAAGGCAUACCAUGUCCCGGGCUACAAGGGAUGCAUAGGAUUUAUUACCUCAAUGAGUGAACACUUCUGUGGCACAUGCAACCAUUUACGGAUAACAGCUGAUGGCAAUUUGGAGGUGUGUCUCUUUGGGAAUUCAGAGAUAUCUCUCAGAGAUGCAAUACGAAGCAAAUGCAGUGAGGAUGACUUGCUUGCCAUGAUUGGGGCAGGAGUGAGAAGAAAGAAGAAACAACAUGCAGUAUUCAUUCUGAUUAAUGCCCAUUGGUCAACAUGUCCAGAGAUAAAAGGGGCCAAAAACCAUAAAGGACUCAGUCGAGUGUCUGUAAAAAGAACACUGAACGUGACUAUGGGCAUGAAACAUAAAACGAAUGCGAUCUUGUUGGAAAAAGAGCUUCACUCUUUGCAGAGAAUUGAUGCUGGAAAGGAGCAAGAAUUCCUCGGAAGUAAUGGCCGGCAGGAUCGUUUCAAGAAGCGGCAUGGCAUCCAUGAAAUUGCCAUCAGUGCCAAAUCAUUAUCUGGGGAUGAAGCUGCUAUGCUGAUUUUAAGAAGAAACUGCACACAAUCAUUGACAAAGGAUGUUAUACUGGCAAUCAACUUUACAAAUGUGAUGAAACUGGGUUGA